AUGGGGUACACGCCGUUGCAUCAGGCUGCCCAGCAGGGUCAUGCAAUUAUUGUCAAGCUUCUGUUGGAGUACGGCGCUUCGCCUAACGUUGUUAAUUCGGCCGGACAAACACCACUGGCUAUCGCUCAGAAGCUCGGUUACAUCAGCGUCGUCGAAACGCUACGUACCAUAACCGAGACUACGAUCAUAACGGAAACGACAACAGUGACCGAGGAGCGUUAUAAGGUUCUGGCACCCGAGACCAUGCAGGAAACAUUUAUAUCUGAAUCUGAGGACGAAGCAGACGAGUCGAAAGAGCUUGACGUGCUCGUUAGCCCCAGUCCAUUUUCGACUUUGCGAGACCUCGGCGUGCGGACCGACUCGCAGAUGCUUGACACGUCCUUCGGUAGCUCCCUGUCACGGUUGAGUCCCGGCUUUAAGGUCGCCACCGACCAUAGCUAUAAACGCGCCAGCGCAGAAGACUUCCUAAUCUCGCCCGAAAGGCAAGGUAGUUGCUUCAGCGUUUUGCUUCUUAUUUUCUAUUCUUACUCGUUUCUGUGA
This is a messenger RNA of Soboliphyme baturini, 540 nucleotides long. The record is from the annotation of a GenBank genome assembly. NCBI's taxonomy places the organism in Eukaryota, Metazoa, Nematoda, Enoplea, Dioctophymatida, Soboliphymatidae.